GCAUCCUCCCUACACACAAGAGCAGAAAACUCCAUCGAUUCUCAUCCUGCAGUGUUGCCAAGCGAUGUAGAGAUACUUCUGCUCUGAACACCUACUUUGAACAAAAAUACUUUAUUUCUACACUUUUUAAACUGCGUUAAAAAAACUUAACAAAGAUGAUUUCUGCAUGUCUGGAGAUGAUUGGACUUGGCUUGAGCGUCACCGGGACCCUUUUGGUGAUGGUGGCUUGUGGGCUGCCCAUGUGGAAAGUGUCCGCCUUCAUCGAGAGCAACAUUGUGGUGGCGCAAAACAUCUGGGACGGGCUGUGGAUGUCCUGUGUGGUCCAGAGCACGGGUCAGAUGCAGUGUAAAAUGCAUGACUCCGUCCUGGCGUUGACCACUGACCUCCAGACCGCUCGGGCUCUGACGGUCAUUUCAGCAGUUUUGGGUGUCCAGGCUCUGAUGAUAACCAUCGCCGGCGCUCAGUGCACCAACUGCAUCAGUACAGAGUCCAUCAAAGCCAAAGUAGUCAACGUUGGAGGGGUUAUAUACAUCAUCGCCGGCUUGUUUGUGCUGGUGCCUCUGUGCUGGAUUGCCAAUAACAUCAUCUCGGACUUCUAUGACCCUCAAGUGCCUUAUGCAAAGAAAAGAGAAAUUGGAGCUGCGCUCUACAUCGGAUGGGCAGCGUCUGCCAUGCUUCUGCUCGGAGGAGUGAUCCUGUGUUGCUCUCGUCCACAUGAUGAGAAAUCCUCGUAUCCUCUUAAAUAUUUAUCUCCACCUACAAAAAGCACAUCAAUCAAUGGGGACUACGAUAAACGAAACUAUGUGUGAAGCUCAACGUUCAACCAUGGAACUGUGCAUAUGGACUUUCAAGGCUGUAAACUUUAAUAUUUGGCUAGUUCAUCAAUAAUUGUAUUUUUCAUUCAAAAACAAUAUAUAAGGUUCAAAUAUAUAUAUAUAUAUAUAUAUAUAUAUAUAUAUAUAUAUAUAUAUAUAUAUGUAUUUUAAGGUGCUAUGUUUCUUAUAAAUGAGUGUGAGAAAAGAUUUUUUUUAAGUUCAAAUAUUGCAAAACUGUAUGUUUAAAAUAGUUUUCGAUUAAAUAAUGUAAGACACAUCACAGUCAACUGCCUAGUUGCAUGCAACAGGUCUUCUACCAAACUCAGCAAACAUUCAGAAAAUCAAUUGACAGAAUGUUAAACUUUGUGUAUGUAUAAACUAUGUUUGAUUAUAUUUUUCUGUCUUUAGCUCUUAUAACAGUUUGUUAAUAAUGAAUUAGAUGUAAACGGGUAUUUUUGUCUUAUUGAUAUUAGGGUCAGCGGCCCACUUGUUUGUGUUUGGUUUAAAUCACUGUGGCGUAAGGGGGGUGAAGGGAGGGUCUAUAUUACUUGUUUUUGCUCCGCUUUAUGAGCGUGCACUAAUUAGACACGGUCUGUGCUUCAAUAAGACACUGAAUAAUGCCUAUUGUUCCGCCUAUAGACCCAGGCUGCAGCUUUACAUGAGACUGUUCUGAUCAUCUAAACCUCCUGAUUGUACAUAGUUGUAUGAAACCAUUUUUCAAUAAAUCUGUGCAUUUUCACUGUAAUAAAUAAAAGGUCUUUUGGUUAUAA
Molecule: messenger RNA, 1585 nt
Organism: Carassius gibelio (silver crucian carp)
Lineage: Eukaryota; Metazoa; Chordata; Actinopteri; Cypriniformes; Cyprinidae
Product: claudin-5
Exons: 1
Coding region: 156-809 (217 amino acids)
Biological process (GO): cell adhesion; bicellular tight junction assembly
Cellular component (GO): bicellular tight junction; plasma membrane
Molecular function (GO): structural molecule activity
Source: RefSeq, a predicted model, not a curated record